Pungitius pungitius (ninespine stickleback) is the source of this 3506-nucleotide messenger RNA. It is a transcript of the gene ulk3, whose product is annotated as unc-51 like kinase 3. The record is from RefSeq and is a predicted model, not a curated record. Gene Ontology annotation, molecular function: ATP binding; protein serine/threonine kinase activity. Gene Ontology annotation, cellular component: phagophore assembly site membrane; phagophore assembly site; cytoplasm. Lineage: Eukaryota; Metazoa; Chordata; Actinopteri; Perciformes; Gasterosteidae. The transcript has 17 exons. Gene Ontology annotation, biological process: protein autophosphorylation; peptidyl-serine phosphorylation; regulation of autophagy. Bases 283 to 1686 code for a protein of 467 amino acids.
AUUUCGCAGUAAUGAAUUGUCGCCACUAGGAGGCAGUAAAGUAUUUUCUGAUGCGUUUGAAACUCAUCUGACCACUGCAGUACAGACAUGUAAACACUCACUUUCUGUUCUGGUGAUGUGGGUCUGUCAGCCUACAGGUUUAAAGUUAUAACUAUUCUGCAGCUGACCUUGACCUCUGACCUCCCCAUGGAAAGCUAGACACCAAGCCAUUGUGUUAGUGUAAAUAGCAUAUUGAUCUUGAAUACCAGCCCAGACCGGGAAUUGAAUGUCGCUGUGGUCAGCAUGGCCUCCAGCUUUGCUCCUCCAAAACUGUCCGACUUCAUCCUCACGGAGCGGCUGGGCAGAGGCACCUACGCCACAGUCUACAAAGCCUACAGGAAGGGGGACAGUCGGGAGGUGGUGGCGGUGAAGGUGGUUGGAAAGAAGACUCUCAACAAGGCGUCUACAGAAAACCUCCUCACAGAGAUUAAAAUCCUCAAGACGAUGCGCCACCCUCACAUAGUCCAGCUGAAGGACUUUCAGUGGGAUGCCGAGAAUAUUUAUCUGAUCAUGGAGUGGUGCUCAGGUGGAGAUCUUUCCUGCUUCAUACGCAGCCGUAGGAUCUUACCUGAGAGGGUGGCGCGGCGCUUCCUGCAACAGAUUGCCUGCGCCCUCCAGUUUCUUCAUGAGCGAAACAUCUCACACCUGGACUUGAAACCUCAGAACAUUGUGCUCAGCGGCUCUGUCCUGAAACUAGCAGAUUUUGGUUUUGCCCGGUACAUGUCACCAUGGGAUGAGCAGAGUGUCCUGAGGGGGUCCCCUCUUUACAUGGCUCCCGAGAUGGUGUGCCGGCGGCAGUACGACUCCAGGGUGGACCUCUGGUCAGUUGGGGUCAUUCUCUAUGAGGCGCUGUUUGGGCGAGCACCUUUUGCAUCACGGUCGUAUGCCGAAUUGGAGGAGAAGAUCCGGAGUAACCAACCUGUCGAGCUCCCUCCUGGGGUCGGGGUAUCCAAGGACUGCAGAGACCUUCUGCUGCGGCUGCUGGAGAGGAACCCAGAUGCCCGGAUCACCUUCGCCGAGUUCUUCGCCCACCCUUUCGUGGACAUGGAGCACAUGCCGAGCAGCGAUAGCCUGGUGAAAGCGAAAGAGCUGGUGACGCAGGCCGUCCAGAAGGACCAAGAGGGGCAGUGGUCCGCCGCACUUUCCUUUUACUGCAGUGCCCUUGAGCACUUUGUCCCCGCCAUCCACUAUGAGGUGGACCGACAGCGUCAAGCCGCCCUCAGGCAGACGGUCCGGCAGUAUGUGUCCCGAGCCGAGGAGCUGAAGGCCCUGGUGGCCUCGGACAACAGGCUGAGCUUUGAGGAGACCCGCACCGCCAGGGACGUCCUCCGAGAAAUGUCUCCAGACCAACCCCGGCUGCUGGCUGCUCUGGAGGUGGCCUCCGCUGCCAUCGCUAAGGAGGAGAGCGGAGGAGAUGACCUCGAGGCCCUGGAUGUGUACCAGCAGUGUUUAGGAGAACUGCUGUUGGCGCUAGCAGCUGAGCCUCAGGGCCGCAGGAAGGAGCUGCUGCACAGCGAGAUUCAGAGCCUCAUGACCAGAGCUGAAUACCUCAAAAAGCACAUCAAGAUGCAGGAGACGCAGAGGGACGCGUCACUGGACCGAGAUCAUCUGGCGGACUCCGUCCGAGGCUCUUGCUGUCUGCAGUGAUCUGCACGGCCACCGGGGGAAUCUGGGCUCGGAGCCCGAGCGGAGCGUCACACUGCCUUCACCUGACCAGGUUUCUGUCGGGGCCAAACUACACCUUCAUCACGCCUCCCUUUCCCCCUCUUCACCACCGCUGUCCGGGUGGGACGUCACAGCUGCCAGCCCCAUGCGGUCAAUGUUUGGGGCUGUUACUGGCAAGGUGAUCAUCUGGCAGGUUGUGAACUUGUGUUUGUACUUUUCGAAGGAACAAAGUUUGCAGGUUAAAAUGCUGAAAGUAGCUCUUGAUUUUUGGGUUUGCACGCUGGUAAAUGUGAACGCUGGCUCCCUGCUCCUUACCCAGCUCAGAGCUCCAAUCCCUCCUCCCCACACGCCAUUGAUAUGUAAAUGCCCGACAGCUUGUGUGACAAUGCCACACUGUCAUGGUAAAACGAGUCAACACAGAGGCUGUUGCAUUUAUUGUGGCGAGAAAAAAAAAAUACAAUGCAACAACUGGAAAAAAAAACAGUUAUCCGGCCAAGGGGAAACUGUGAAAACCGUUCGAAACAAACCCAAUCAAAUGUAGACUGUGGCGUGAUGAAGCGUCGCGUCACUGCUGGAGCGCCGUGUUAAGCACAUUGCACGGGAGGCCUCGGCAAACACGCACGUAGUCCCUGGCCCUCCCCUCCCCGCUGCCUUUGCUGUGGGCGCACCGCAGGCUCACCGUCCUCUCCCCGCUGACGGAGCCCCCUCCACCACCAGGAGGGGAAAACUGGAGAGGUGCAGCCUCUGCCUUAUUUACACUGGACUCGCAUUUUCUUAGGUUUGGCACUGGCGGGGGUAUGUGAGGCAACCGGCGGGUUGAGAAAGCCUUCAUAACUGUGUGUGUGUGUGUGUGUGUGUGUGUGUGUGUGUGUGUGUGUGUGUGUGUGUGUGUGUGUGUGUGUGUGUGUGUGAGGGUGAGGGGAACAAAGAAGCUCCACAGUCGCUGUUGUAGGUCUUCACACACACGGUUUUGAUUUCAGACGAGUAAAUGUGCCUGAAUACCAGGAAGGAGGAAAUGUGUCUGCUGGCGGGAUUCUCCAAAUCACUGUGUUGUCUUGUUUUUUUUUUGAGUGUUUAUACAGCUGUGAUUUUUAUAUCGUAUGUAUUUAUUCAGUGGGAAAUUCAGUGGAAAAACAAAACCUCGGCAGUGAUUUUCAUGUCGGGGUUGGUCUUCCAGAGCUUAUGGAAAGAUUCAUGUGGUGCCGUUGGUCCCUCGUCAUCAUCUGGACGGCAGCACGGCAGGAGCACCUGGCCUGGGGGGGGGGGUGUAUGGACAUUUGUUAAUUAAAUGAUUCAUUCAGAAGUUCUGUAUUAUUGUAUAGUAUAUAUGUUGCUGUUUAACUGGUCGGCAGUUGCACUUCUCACCACUUGUUGCUUAUUCUGUUUCUCCAGGAGGUGGAAAUAAAGCUUCUAAAAACAAACUGAAAAGCAAACCAAUUUUUGAAAGGAGGUAGAGAAGAAGUCGAAGAAAUGUUGCACUUUUGAUUGCCUCAACGCGGCGGCUCGCCAGAAUCUAGAGGGGGGGGGCCUCAAAGAAGCUAUCUAGUUGCAUUAUGGGAAAUGUAGGGGAAGUUGAGGCUCAAAGUAUUUUGACCAUUCCUUUUUUUGUGUUUUAUGUGAGUCCAUUGGUUUUAUGAGCCCUUCAAAAUAGUGACUCCAAGAAAUCGAUCGGUCGUUAUACCCCCCCCCCCCGCCAAAAAAAAAGUUUUCCUACCGCUUGUGGCUGUAGUUUCCUGAGGUUUCAGGGAUGUCGGUGUUCCUGCUCCAGCACCUGGUUAAGCACACUCAGGCCGGCCUGCCAG